This is a messenger RNA of Pogona vitticeps (central bearded dragon), 3270 nucleotides long. RefSeq names its product zinc finger and BTB domain containing 5 (gene ZBTB5). NCBI's taxonomy places the organism in Eukaryota, Metazoa, Chordata, Lepidosauria, Squamata, Agamidae. The record is from RefSeq and is a predicted model, not a curated record. Gene Ontology annotation, molecular function: DNA-binding transcription factor activity, RNA polymerase II-specific; RNA polymerase II cis-regulatory region sequence-specific DNA binding; protein binding. Gene Ontology annotation, biological process: regulation of transcription by RNA polymerase II.
CGAGGCGAGCGGCCGCUCCGCGUUGGGCUCGAGUGGAGGCGCGCGCCUGCGAGGUCGCGGACGCGCGCCGUCGCUGGGCGAUAGGCCAAGGAGUUGUCUGGCAGGCGGAUUCUUCUGAGUGCGGCCUGGGCGUCCAUAGCUUCUGUCUCUCUCUCUGUGCCUAUAGAGGGAGGGGAGGCUCGUUGAGUGCUGGUGCGCAUGCUCCAUGGUGGUCCGAGGGGCGGUAGGCUUCCGUGACAAGACGUUGACGAGGCUGUCUGCGGAGGGGGAGCGCGAGGGUGCCGCCGCCACGCCCCCUUUUCUCUCCCUCUUUUGGGCUCCCGGCGUGGGCGGGGCAUGGACUGGAUCAUGGAUUUUCCAGGGCACUUUGAGCAAAUUUUCCAGCAGUUGAACUAUCAACGACUUCAUGGCCAACUCUGUGACUGCAUCAUUGUGGUGGGGAAUAGGCACUUCAAAGCACACCGUUCAGUCUUGGCGGCAUGCAGCACGCACUUCCGAGCCCUUUUCACAGUAGCAGAAGGGGAUCAGACCAUGAACAUGAUUCAGUUGGACAGUGAGGUUGUUACAGCGGAAGCUUUUGCAGCUCUCAUUGACAUGAUGUACACUUCCACACUCAUGCUCGGAGAGAGCAAUGUUAUGGAUGUCUUACUAGCAGCUUCUCACCUCCAUUUGAACUCUGUGGUUAAAGCAUGCAAACACUAUCUUACUACAAGGACUCUGCCAAUGUCUCCUCCCAGCGAUCGAGUUCAAGAGCAGAAUGCACGCAUGCAACGGUCCUUCAUGUUACAGCAGCUUGGGUUAAGUAUAGUGAGCUCUGCAUUAAAUUCCACCCAAAACACAGAAGAACAGACUAAUUCUAUGAGCACAUCAAUCAGAAGUAACAUUGAACAAAGGAGUGCUUUUCCAAUACGCCGUCUCCAUAAACGCAAGCAGACUUCUGAAGAAAGGGCUAGGCAGCGCGUUAGGCCUACCAUAGAUGAUUCUAUUAUGUCUGACGUUACCGCAGAGGGUGCACAGACUGUCGUUCAUUCACGAGAUGAAUUUUUUUCACCAGAUUCUCUUAAAAUUGUGGACAAUUCUAAGCCUGAUGGGGUGGUGGACAACCAAGAAGACAGUACUCUCAUGUUUGAUCAGUCCUUCAGUGCCCAAGAAGAUGCUCAAGUGCCCAGCCAGUCUGACAAUAGUGGAGCAAAUAUUUCCCAGAUUUCUGUGGCAUCCCAUGCAACUCAAGUUGAAACAAGCUUUGAUCCAGAAACUGGUUCCCAGAAAGGCAGCUUUCCAUGUGAGAAUUCAGAGGUUGGACUAAAUGAGAAAGAACAUAUGAGGGUCAUUGUGAAAUCGGAGCCUCUCAGUUCCCCAGAGCCCCAGGACGAAGUGAGCGACGUGACUUCCCAAGCUGAGGGAAGUGAGUCGGUGGAGGUCGAAGGGGGAGGAGUCACUGCUGAAAAAAUAGAACUGAGUCCUGAGAGCAGCGACCGCAGCUUCUCUGACCCACAGUCAAGCACUGACAGGGUGGGGGACAUUCACAUCAUGGAGGUACCGAAUAACCUGGAGCAUAAAUCCACGUUUAGUAUUUCAAAUUUUCUGAACAAGAGCAGAGCCAGUAGUUUUGGUGCUGGCCAGAACAGCGAGGACAACAUUCCAAAUACAACCAGUGAUUGCAGAAUGGAUAAUGAUGCUUCUUAUUUAAUUAGCCCAGAAUCUGGGCCUGCUAAUGGUCAUUCCUCGGCUACUGUAUCACAUGUCGAAAAUCCAUUCAACGAGAGCGCAGACUCUCAUUUUGUUAGGCCUAUGCAAGAUGUAAUGGGUCUUCCUUGCGUACAGACGUCUGGCUACCGGGCUUCUGAACAGUUUGGGAUGGAUUUCCCAAGAUCUGGCUUAGGGUUGCAUUCUUUGUCAAGGGCAGUCAUGAACUCAAGAGGCGGUGCCAACAGCUUUCCUGGAUAUCGGCGCAUAGCUCCCAAAAUGCCUGUCGUGACCUCUGUUCGGAGCUCUCAAAUACCAGACAGUGCUCCUAAUUCUCAGCUGCUAAUGAAUGGGGGCACUGCCUCUUUUGAAAAUGGGCAUUCGUCCCAGACUGGCCCACCCCAACUAACCAGAGCAUCUGCUGAUGUCCUUUCAAAAUGUAAGAAAGCCUUAUCUGAACAUAAUGUCCUUGUAGUAGAAGGUGCUCGCAAGUACGCCUGCAAAAUUUGCUGCAAGACUUUUUUGACCUUAACAGACUGCAAGAAGCACAUCCGUGUGCAUACGGGGGAGAAGCCAUACGCCUGUUUGAAAUGUGGCAAGAGGUUUAGUCAGUCAAGUCAUUUGUAUAAACAUUCCAAAACGACUUGUCUACGCUGGCAGAGCAGCAAUCUACCCAGCACUUUGCUGUAACUCUUCCCUGGGCCCAAAUACCAAUAGUUUUUUUUAAUAAUGCAUGGAACACAUGAGGUGAACAGUUACUGUGUGAUUAUGCCACACACACACAAAAAGGCUUCUUUUUAAUACCUGUACCUUACCUACCUCACAGGGGUGUUGUGAGGCUUAAAUAACUUUUUAAAAGUGGUUUGGAAUUCUCCAGUUCUUUUAUGAAGGUAGUACUAAGGCUGCAGCCCAAGAGAUACUUGAGAAUGAGCCCUAUUGAAUUCUGUGGGAUUUGUUUCCUGGUAAUCAUGUGUGGAGUUGGGCUGUGUGUAACAUACAUGGAUAUGAUCCUCAGUUAUCUUUAGUUCUUUCUGAGUAGGAGGAGGGCUGAAAGAGAAAAAAAAAGCUAAUUAUGUGGCUAAUCCAUAAUUAUCUAGCACAUUUCAAGAAUGAGGAGUUGAAGUAUAAACUUUUUAAUGAUUUUUUUAAAAAAAAGAUGUGAAAGCUUUUAUUGUAAUAUAGGUUGCCAUAUGGAGUAUGUGAACAACGUAACUAAGAGCUCUUUAUUGUGAAAGACUGAAUAUCUUGAAAAUGAAACCACCUUUGCACCUCAAAGUGCUUUUCAAGUGUGUUAUAGAUUAACAUAGUUUUAGGGAUUCUGAAUGUAUUUUGGUUGUUUUGCAGUAACAUACAAUGUGUAACGAAGGUGCUUACCUUGAGUCCAAUGCAAGUAACUUUUAGACUGUGUGAUAUAUGUAGGUGUGUAUAUAUACUUUUGAAUACAGCAACCGCUCCUAGAUGUUUCAUAGUUUCCUUUUUGUAAAAUCUUGUACUGAAAAGUGAAGUGUGUUCAUGUGUUAUGCUUGGUAGUGUUUUUAAUCAAUUUGUAUUUUACGUGUUAAAACUUAACCUUAAGUCUUAAAU